Messenger RNA from Dromiciops gliroides (monito del monte), 2907 nucleotides. It is a transcript of the gene CREB3L1, whose product is annotated as cAMP responsive element binding protein 3 like 1. Gene Ontology annotation, molecular function: cAMP response element binding; DNA-binding transcription factor activity, RNA polymerase II-specific. NCBI's taxonomy places the organism in Eukaryota, Metazoa, Chordata, Mammalia, Microbiotheria, Microbiotheriidae. Gene Ontology annotation, biological process: regulation of transcription by RNA polymerase II. The transcript is spliced from 12 exons. The record is from RefSeq and is a predicted model, not a curated record. Bases 76 to 1665 code for a protein of 529 amino acids.
UGGCCUGAGUGAGCCGGACAGGAGAGGGGGUGUUCUAGCCGCAUCACCUCCCGGAGGCCCCCGAAGCCAGACGCCAUGGACGCCGUGUUAGAACCCUUCCCAGCAGACAGGCUCUUCCCAGGUUCCAGCUUUCUGGACCUGGGCGAUCUCAACGAGGCGGAUUUCCUGAGCAAUGCGCACUUCCCAGAGCACCUGGAGCACUUCUCAGAAAACAUGGAGGACUUCUCCAACGACCUCUUCAGCAGCUUCUUUGAUGAUCCCAUCCUGGCGGAGAAGAACCCACUGUUGGACAUGGAGCUGGACCCUCCUACCCCGGGCAUCCAGGCGGAGCACAGUUACUCCCUGAGUGGCGACUCAGCCCCCCAGAGUCCCCUCAUUCCAGUCAAGACGGAGGACAGCCCGAGAGAGCUGGAGCAUGGAGCAUGGGCCCUGGGGCAUAAACUAUGUGCCAUCAUGGUGAAACAGGAGCAGAACGUGGGCCCUGAGCUGCCCGGGGACCAGCUGGCAGCCCCCUCACCAGUUGUGAUCCCAGGCCCAGUCAGCACGGCCUCUGCUGACAUGCCGAUGUUCAACCUCAACCUCGGCCCACUCUCCCGGCUGCCUGCCCCCCACGAGGCCCCAGGAGAGAUGAUACAGACACCUGUGAUCAAAGCUGAGCCCAGGGAGGUGAAUCAUUUCCUUGAGGUGGCUACAGAUGACUUGGUACAAAUGCCGCCAACUCCCCCAAGCAGCAAUGGCAGCGACAGUGAUGGUUCCCAGAGUCCCCGAUCUCUGCCGCCCUCCAGCCCUGCCCGGCCCACAGCUCGCUCAUCCGCUGCCAUCUCUUCCUCUCCCCUCCUCACCGCCCCACACAAGCUUCAGGGCACAUCGGGGCCACUGCUUCUGACAGAGGAAGAGAAACGCACUCUGAUUGCGGAGGGCUACCCUAUCCCCACCAAACUGCCCCUCACCAAAGCUGAGGAGAAGGCCUUAAAGAGGGUCCGGAGGAAAAUCAAGAAUAAGAUAUCUGCUCAGGAGAGUCGCCGGAAGAAGAAGGAAUACGUGGAGUGUCUAGAGAAGAAAGUAGAGACUUUCACAUCGGAGAAUAAUGAGCUGUGGAAGAAGGUGGAAACCCUGGAAAAUGCCAACAGGACUCUUCUCCAGCAGCUCCAGAAGCUCCAGGCCCUGGUGACGGGCAAGGUCUCCAGGCCUUACAAGAUGGCUGCCACCCAGACGGGGACCUGCAUCAUGGUGGUGGUAUUGUGCUUUGUCCUGGUGCUGGGCUCCAUCAUGCCGUGCCUCCCAGAGUUCUCCUCCAUGUCCCAGACAGUAAAGGAGACUCCCCUCCCAGCUGCCAGCGUCUACACAGCCAGCCAGAUGCCAUCCCGAAGCCUCCUGUUCUAUGAUGAGGGGGCCAGUUCUCUAGAGGAUGGCUACAGCUCCCUGCUACCUGUGGAAUCCCAGGAGGGCUGGGAGACCAAGCCAGGUACCCCCGAGGAGCAGCAGCUCCAAGAUCAUCUCUCCCACGGCCACCUGGCCACCUCCCACGAGGCCACCAAGUACCUGAGCAAGUCCCAGCUAGAGGCCCCGGAUGGGAACGACACCCGCCCUGACUUCAUCCACCCCAAGGAGCGGUUCCAUGAGAGCAGAGAGACACACCCAAACGGCACCACAACGUACUUGUAGCACCCGCCAGAGCCCAGGAUCCAGCCUGGAGCCCAAGCCACUCAGAAGAAGGGGGACCUUACUCAACACUCCCAAUCUGAUCCAUAUCCCUGCCCACAUCCAGCCCCUCCUCUCCCUGGUGGGUCCUGCCCAUCCCAGGCACGAGAUUUGGGAAGGAUGGCACUGAGGACAGGCGGGGGAGAGCGAGAAGAGGAGGGAGAAGGGGAGCCCUCAGCUUUUCUCCCUUCCCAUCCUGGCCUUGGAACAUGUCACUUCUCCCACUGCCCCUGCAACCCUUCCUAGGUGGGGGAGGGGGGCCUCCCUCACCCAUCACCACUACAAUUGAACUGUCCACUAGUGAGGAGCUCUCCAUUUUCUCUCCUCCCUCCAUCCCUGGCUCACCCUUGAUGUUCCCUCCCUCCUAGCCCCCGGGACCCUGUCCUUAGGGCCAGAGGGGAUAGGCAUCAACUCUCCCUCCGGGGCUGGAUUGUACAUUGGUCCAGCCCCCUCCCUCUCCUUUGACUUCAUCUCAGCCCUCUGGGUAAAAGGGGAUUAGAAAGUGCCCAUCCCUUCCAUCUCUUAAGCCACUUUCUCUCCCAGGGGAGCUUUCCAAGGCCACUGGGGGAGGGGGAGAGGCGGCCUUCCCAGAGAGUCGGUCCUGGCCUUGGAGAUGGAAUGGGACAAGGUUGGUCCCUCCCCCCACACCCCUCCUCCCCAGCUUUCCCAGCAGCCACCUGGAGAGCUCUAGGGCAAAGCUGCUUCCUUGGAUAAGGGAGAAACUUUACCUACGACUUCUCCUGGUGCCUAUCUCUGCGCUCCCCCCACCUCGCCCUCCCCCCAUUUCUUUCUUUACCAUUCCCUCCCAGAGAUACCACUGGGCUGUCCCUCCCCACCCCCCCUUGGCCUAAAAAACCACUGUGCCAUCAGAGCUCCCUUGUCCCCGUCCUCCCAAUCCCAGGACAGGGGGCGGGCCAGGCCCUACUGCCCCCCCCCCACUACUGUACAGAGACCAAGAACAGAAAUUGUUUGUAAAUAAUGAACCUUAUUUUUUAUUACUGCCAAUUCCCUAAGAUAUUGUAUUUUAGAAGCCACCCCCCCCCUGCCCCAUUUCCUCCCCACCCCUUUUUUUUCUGUUUUGUAUUUUAUGAAGUUAGUGCGGGCUUAGCUGCUCCUCCCUCCCCAGAGGCUGGGGGAAGGGGGACAUGCUCCCCUCUCCCCCCUCCCCUAGCUUCCCCGUGCUGCCCAACUGCUGGGCUUUUUUCA